This is a messenger RNA of Aricia agestis (brown argus), 2605 nucleotides long. RefSeq names its product zinc finger and BTB domain-containing protein 17-like. The record is from RefSeq and is a predicted model, not a curated record. Bases 204 to 2204 code for a protein of 666 amino acids. Lineage: Eukaryota; Metazoa; Arthropoda; Insecta; Lepidoptera; Lycaenidae. The transcript is spliced from 17 exons. Gene Ontology annotation, cellular component: nucleus.
UUUAUGAGUUUUCUAUUUUGAAAUGAAUUCUUCUACAAUAACCGCUUUAUUAGUUGUUACUAAGAAUUAUUUCCCUGAGUUUUAAAUGUGAUCAUGUGAUAACUGGUAUAUAAUUAAAACUAUUUUAGCGAACACUGAACACUGGUCAUUAAAAUUCCCUUUUCAAGUCUUAGUAAAACUGCACUUAUUAUACAUUUUAAAUCAUGGAAGUCGUCGAUGGAGUGAAUAAUUUAUUGUGCAUGGCAUGUCUGUGCGUUGGAAGAACAAUACGAAGAAUAACCGAUGAAACUUUAAAACAAUACUACAUGGCCAUACUGAAUGAAAUACCUUUGUGUAUCACACCACAAGUAGUGCCUGUUGUCUGCUGGGAGUGUGAUGCUGUAUUGAAGAAGAUUUUGGCAUUCAAGGAACAAGUGAAAGACUCUUAUAGAAUAUUGCAGACAUAUACCAAAGAGAAUCUAUGUGAAUACCUUUUGAGUGAGGUAGGACGACCGCCUCGGUUAAAAGUUCACAACAAUGAGUGUCUUGUUAUAACACCCGAUGAAGACUUCCUAUUAGAUACAAAACUAAUUGAAGAUUCAAAACAAGAGAUUGCUGAAAUUGAAACUGUGAUAUGUGAUGGCAAAUUGGACUUUGAAAAGUGUCCAAUAAAUCAAGUAAGAAGAAAAAUAAAGUUGAAACACGCAGAAACUGCCACUGAUUGCUUGGAAGUUAAGACAGAAAAACAAGAAGAUUUUCAGACAAGUGAGGAGCCAAAAUUAGAAGAAUUUGCUACAGUUAUGUGUGAUGUUAAAAGACAGGGAAAUCAGAGAACAGACCAGAAAGUAGAGGUCAAUGGCCAUUUUGAUACAGAAUACAAGGUUGACAAAAGUUCUGCUGAUACAGAAGAGUCAGAUGGAGCAUCUUAUAAUAAUGACAUCCUGAAUGAAGAGAAUGGGCUUGCCUCAGACUGCGAUCGUGAGAAACCCCCCGCCAAAGUCAAAGUAAAAAAGAAGAAAGUUACAAGAACAAAGACAAAAGUCGUCAAAAAAUAUAAGAAUACUGAAAAGGAUCCAGCCGCAGACAACUACAGGACGGUAACGCUAUCCUACGAAGAACUACAAGCUGAGCGUACAGUGCGUGCGCGUCGCACCGAGUACGUGUGCGCGCCGCACGCGUGUCGCAGCUGUCUGCGCGUGUUCCCUACCGCAGCUGCGCGCGCGCAACACGACACUACUAGACAUGCGCCGGAGCUGGGCGAGUACAUUUGCCCGAUCUGCUACACCGUUCUGGCUACGGUGGAUGCCUUCACCGCGCACUACAAGAAACAUAUUAGGAGAUAUGAAUGCGGUACAUGUAAGAAGCGUACGGCGGAUGUCAAGGCGAUGGGGCGUCAUAUCAGCACUCAUGCACGCACUCAUAAAAUCAAGAAGGUGGAACCUGUGCGUGCGGCGCGCGGUGCGGGCGGGCGCGUGGCGUGCGGCGCCUGCGACAAGACCUUCAGCCAUCGCGCCGGUCUCAUGAACCAUCGACUCGCAGUGCACGAGGCGCAAAACGUGUUCCCAUGCGGCGCCUGCGACAAAGUGUUCCGGUGGAAGACCAGCCUCAAGAGACAUCUCGAGAAACAUAAUGACAAGAGUGAGGGCGGCACCGCGUCGGGGGGUGGGGCGAGCGCGGGGGGCGGGGCAGGCGCGGCGUACUGCGACGCGUGCGAGCUGACGUUCGCGUCCGUGUGCUCGCUGCAGCGACACCUGCGGAACAGCCUCAAACACGUCACUCAGGACCAGCUCAGGUUCAUCUGCGAGCACUGCAGCAAGCGUUUCGCGGACAAGACGAAGCUGCGGAACCACAUCGAGGAGAAGCAUCUGCACUGGACGUACACCUGCAACCUCUGCGGAAAGCCUUCAAAGAACCGCGUGGGUCUGGAGCAACACGUCCGCAACGUGCACAAGGGCCGCCCCAACAACAAGAUCUGCCACCACUGCGGGAAGGGAUUCCCCACGAAGAUGCAGCUGGAGUCGCACAUCCGCACGCACACCGGCGAGCGGCCCUUCAUCUGCGAGUUUUGCCCCACCACCUUCUCCCAGCAGUCCAACCUCUACAAGCACCACCGCCAGGUCCAUCUGAACAUAAAGUCAAAGAGAUAUCCUCUGGGUAAGAAGAGAAGAGGCGAGAGCGAGCCGCAGGAGCCGCUAGUGUACUACGACAGCAUGCUUGGCGCGUGAUAGCGUUGGAGUUACGGUGACUUUCCGAUCUUCGCCGCGAGCGACCGCGACCGACAAAAAUUCAAAUAAAAUUCCACUCUAUGGUACAGGGUUUCAUUUUACUCCCCGCCACUACAAAGCAGCGGCGGCAUGGGUCGCUAGAUCAAUGUCGGUAGAAAUUUAACCUAUAGCCUAGUUCGUAGUGGCAUUUUAUUUGAAUUUUGUCGGAUGCGGUCGCUUCCUGCGUUGAUUUUUUUUUUGUGCUGAAGAAAAAAAAUAGGCAAAUUAUGACCACGUUCAAAGCUUUAAUAUUUGUUUUGUCUGCCAACAGUAUUAAUAAAUGUGUGAAAGUUUAUUUAGAAUAUUCGUAAGUGUGUUUUGUGACUGAUAUUUUAAUAAAAUUGUAAUUUGUAACAUAUUGU